AUGCGGCUUUUAUUUACUGACCCGCGCGAUGAGGUAAUUCCUCAAGCUUAUGUCGUACGUAACAAUCGUAGUUAUAUCGGUAGUGAUGGCAGUCGUAUACCCGUAGAUAGGAGUGGUGGGAGUAUACCCCGCAGCAGCUGGCGGCAGUAUACCCCGCAGCAGCUGGCGGCAGUAUACCCCGCAGCAGCUGGCGGGAGUAUACCCCGCAGCAGCUGGCGGCAGUAUACCCCGCAGCAGCUGGCGGGAGUAUACCCCGCAGCAGCUGGCGGGAGUAUACCCCGCAGCAGCUGGCGGGAGUAUACCCCGCAGCAGCUGGCGGGAGUAUACCCCGCAGCAGCUGGCGGGAGUAUACCCCGCAGCAGCAGCUGGCGGGAGUAUACCCCGCAGCAGCAGCUGGCGGGAGUAUACCCCGCAGCAGCAGCUGGCGGGAGUAUACCCCGCAGCAGCAGCUGGCGGGAGUAUACCCCGCAGCAGCAGCUGGCGGGAGUAUACCCCGCAGCAGCAGCUGGCGGGAGUAUACCCCGCAGCAGCAGCUGGCGGGAGUAUACCCCGCAGCAGCAGCUGGCGGGAGUAUACCCCGAAGCAGCAGCUGGCGGCAGUAUACCCCGCAGCAGCGGCUGGCGGGAGUAUACCCCGCAGCAGCUGGCGGCAGUAUACCCCGCAGCAGCAGCUGGCGGCAGUAUACCCCGCAGCAGCAGCUGGCGGCAGUAUACCCCGCAGCAGCUGGCGGCAGUAUAUCCCGCAGCAGCUAGCGGGAGUAUACCCCGCAGCAGGUGGCGGGAGUAUACCCCGCAGCAGCAGCAGCUGGCGGGAGUAUACCCCGCAGCAGCAGCUGGCGGCAGUAUACCCCGCAGCAGCAGCUGGUGGCAGUAUACCCAGCAGCAGCUGACGGCAGUAUACCCCGCAGCAGCAGCUGGCGGGAGUAUACCCCGCAGCAGCUGGCGGCAGUAUACCCCGCAGCAGCAGGUGGCGGCAGUAUACCCAGCAGCAGCUGGUGGCAGUAUACAAGAGACACAAUAUACAAUAACCACAUAUGCUCGUCUCCACCUGGAAAUUCCUUUACAUUUUUGCCAUUAG
Molecule: messenger RNA, 1077 nt
Organism: Procambarus clarkii (red swamp crayfish)
Lineage: Eukaryota; Metazoa; Arthropoda; Malacostraca; Decapoda; Cambaridae
Source: RefSeq, a predicted model, not a curated record